GCGUUUUAAAACAUUUUUCAAUAAAAAACGCAAUUAUUUCGCAAAAUUUUGUCAAGAAUACGCCGAAAAGUAAUUGAAUUAAGUAAAAAUUGUGUUAUUUGUGCUUUUUUUAAACAUUUAUUUACACUUAAGUCUUUUUCAGUAAAAGGAAAUUGCGAAAAAAAUUGUUUAAAAAAAAUAUCAGUUUUCAAAAAAAAAUGUUACAUAACACCUUUAUCCACUCACCCCUUCAAUUGUUAUCGUAACACUUUCUCCUUUAAAAAAUGGACUACAGUUUGUAUAUGUAUAACUGGUUGCCUAAUAGAUGACACUUUGCACGUAUAACUGGUUGCCUAAUAAUAGCACUUUUGCCACUGAACUCAUAUAUACGAGUUCAGUGUGUGAGCACAUGUAUUCUAACCUCACUUACGUGAAAUAUUUUUUCGAGUAAUUUUUUACUGAAAAAAUAUCAAAAUGGGAAAGGUGAGUUUUGUUAAAUGAUGUUAAAAGCGUCAAGAAUGUGUUUACAGUUUCAAAGAUAUUAUAAUAAAACAGAAGACGAAUCUACAGAAGCAUCCAAAACAGAAACUGUUGUUUACAAUGUAGAUCCUAAACCGAGGCCUUGGGGGCGUAGACAAGCUGAUAAACGAAUAAAAAAGAAUAAAACGAACAAGAUAGUUGUAAAAAUUCCAAACCCUAACCCCAAGUUCAAGGGAAAAGUGCCAAUCCCUAAGGAACUUUUAAAAAAGCAUGGUAGAGGUGAAGGUAUAAAUCCAAAAGGAGUUAGAACAAAUACACAUCAGAAAAGGAUUGAAAAGAAGGAAAAAAUUAUACAAUUUGCAACAAAGCAAGCAGCGAGAGCUGAAGUCCUAUUAACUGAAGAUGAAGGAUUUCUUGAAGCGGACGCUGGCGAGACUACAACGCAAUUUACGCAAAAACAAAUAGCUGAAAGUGUGGAUAUAACAGCAGCUACCAAAAGUUUUGAAUUAAAAUUGAAUGAUUUUGGGCCUUAUAGAUUGAAAUAUACUAAAAAUGGACGUCAUUUGUUAAUUGGGGGUAAAAGGGGACAUGUGGCCGCAUUUGAUUGGGUAACAAAAAAAUUACAUUGCGAAAUGAACGUUAUGGAAUCAGUUCAUGAUAUUUGCUGGUUACAUAUUGAAACAAUGUUUGCUGUAGCUCAAAAAGAGUGGGUUUAUAUCUAUGAUAAUCAAGGGAUUGAAUUGCAUUGUGUAAAAAGGUUAAAUAGAAUCACUAGGAUGGAGUUUUUACCUUAUCAUUUCUUGUUGGCUUCUUGUAGUGACAUGGGUAGUUUGAGUUGGUUGGAUAUUUCAAUAGGUCAGUUGGUGUCUCAGUUUAAUACAAAUUUAGGAAGACUGACAAUGUUGAGUCAAAACCCCUGGAAUGCUGUUUUAUGUGUAGGACAUUCUAAAGGUGUGGUAUCUAUGUGGUCCCCAAACUCUAAAAGUCCUUUAGCUAAAAUGCUAUGUCACAAAGCACCACUAACUGCUCUCCAUGUGGAUUCCAAAGGACAGUUCCUUGCAACUGCUGCAAGUAAUAGAGAGCUCAAAAUCUGGGACGUCAGAAAACUCUCAGGACCUUUACAACAAUACAAAUUAAUCACCGCCGCCAACAAUUUAAAUUUUUCGCAAAAAAAUAUGUUGGCUUUAGGGAUGGGAAAUGUGGUUGAGGUUUACAGGGAUUGUUGCAUGAAUACGGCAAAACGGCCGUAUUUGCGCCACCGCUUUGUCACAUCUGUCGGCAACUUAAAUUUUUGUCCCUAUGAAGACGUUUUGGGAGUGGCCACAGCCACUGGUGUUGCAAGUUUAAUAGUCCCUGGCUCAGGUGAACCCAACUUUGAUGCUUUGGAAGCUAAUCCGUUCCAGAGUAAAUCCCAGAGGCGGGAAGCGGAAGUUAAAUCACUCCUAGAAAAAAUUCAACCUGAACUUAUAACUCUGGACCCGACUUCAAUAGUUGAAGUGGACCUGCCAACACUUAAGGAUAAAAUAGAAGCCAAACAAAAAUUACUUCAUGUUAAGCCACCGAAAAUUAAUUUCACUCCCAGAAAUAAAGCGAAAGGAAAAGGCGGGUCUGUGAAAGUCGCCAAAAAUAAGAAAAUCGUCCGUGAACAAGCUAAAAAAGAAUUUAUAAAAAAUACAAAGGGUUUGGCGCCGGAAUUUGGCUCUGAGAAGAAUGAAAAGGAACAUGGAGUAUUAGCUAGGUUUUUGCCUAAAAAAUCCAAGACGUAAUUACAAAUUUAAUCAAUGAAUUUAUUUUGUAAUAAGUGGUAUAAUUUCAUCAAGUAACUUAUCCCGAUUUCCUGCGUUUACCUACAAAUAACAGUAUGAUUAAAAAAAAUUAACAGGGAAAAAUACUCUUACGGUAAUUAAAUGACUUGAAUUAUUGUUCUUAAUUUUUUGAAUCAGUGGCAGGGUUGCUUUUAAAGGGACUGUUGCAACAAUUCUAAUAUUGUCGUCAGUGAUCACUCUCUCAAUGUUUGCUUGAAAUUUUUUACUAAACAAUUCCAUUUUUCCAAUUUCAUCUAUGAUAAUAAUCGAUUUGACCUAAAAAUUGUCUUUCAGAUACACCAAAUCACAAACAUAGUUUUCACUUAACAUUUUCAAAUAUCGGUAAAACCAUUUUUUCAAAUUCUUCAAUGUGAACAGAGUAAUUUCCCACUUUAUACUUAGAAUUGUCUUCUGCAUUACUGGAAAAAAAAUUGAAACACCAUUCUUACUGAUUGCACAAUACCUUUUUCUAGCUAAGAUUCCUCGUUUAUUGUCAAGCGUUACAACAUCAAAACCAAUUCUAUAAUUGUUUUCUCUUAAUUCCUCUGUAUAAAAACCUGUUAUAUCAAUUGCCAUUUCUUUUAAUUUGUUGGCAAUUUUUUUCGUGAGAGUGGUUUUACCAAUACCUAGAACUUCCUGACGAUAUUUGGCAAAUAAAACGAAUUAUUACCUGGUAAUCCUUGCAAAAUUAUAUUUUUCAUUUUGAAUAUUUUUGAGGUUAUAAAAAUCUGUAGAUUGUGUCAAACUAUGAAUAAAAAUAGUUUAUUGUUGAA
Messenger RNA from Tribolium madens (black flour beetle), 3037 nucleotides. RefSeq names its product WD repeat-containing protein 46. The record is from RefSeq and is a predicted model, not a curated record. The transcript is spliced from 6 exons. Lineage: Eukaryota; Metazoa; Arthropoda; Insecta; Coleoptera; Tenebrionidae. Gene Ontology annotation, molecular function: protein binding. Gene Ontology annotation, biological process: maturation of SSU-rRNA from tricistronic rRNA transcript (SSU-rRNA, 5.8S rRNA, LSU-rRNA). Gene Ontology annotation, cellular component: nucleolus; 90S preribosome; small-subunit processome. The coding region runs from base 477 to 2225 and encodes 582 amino acids.